AUGCUGCCGCCUGGGCGCAAUGGCACCGCGCAUCGGGCACGGCUGGGGCUGCAGCGGCAGCUGGCGCAGGCGGGCGCCCCGGGGGGCUCUGCGGCCCCGCUGGGACCCGCGCAGGUGGUCACCGCCGGCCUCCUGACUCUCCUCAUCGUCUGGACCUUACUUGGCAAUGUGCUAGUGUGCGCAGCCAUCGUCCGCAGCCGCCACCUGCGCGCUAAGAUGACCAACAUCUUUAUCGUAUCCUUGGCGGUCUCGGAUCUCUUCGUGGCAUUGCUGGUCAUGCCCUGGAAGGCCGUGGCUGAGGUGGCUGGGUACUGGCCCUUUGGGGAGUUCUGCGACGUCUGGGUGGCCUUUGACAUCAUGUGCUCCACUGCCUCCAUCCUGAAUCUGUGUAUCAUCAGUGUAGACCGCUACUGGGCUAUCUCUAGGCCCUUCCGCUACGAGCGUAAGAUGACCCAGCGCGUAGCCCUGGUCAUGGUGGGCCUGGCCUGGACCUUGUCCGUCCUCAUCUCCUUCAUCCCGGUCCAACUCAAUUGGCACAGAGACAAGGCAGGCUCCCAGGGCGGAGAAGGCCUGCUGUCCAAUGUGACGCCCUGGGAGGAGCGCUGGGAGCGAGAAGGGAGGACGGAGAACUGCGACUCCAGCCUGAACCGAACUUACGCCAUCUCCUCCUCGCUCAUCAGCUUCUACAUCCCGGUGGCCAUCAUGAUCGUGACCUACACGCGCAUCUACCGCAUUGCACAGGUGCAGAUACGCCGGAUCUCCUCCCUGGAGAGGGCAGCUGAGCAUGCUCAGAGCUGCCGGAGUCGCGGGGCCUGCGAACCUGACCCCAGCCUGCGGGCAUCCAUCAAGAAGGAGACCAAGGUCUUCAAGACACUGUCAGUGAUCAUGGGGGUCUUCGUGUGUUGCUGGUUGCCUUUCUUUAUUCUGAACUGCAUGGUUCCUUUCUGUAGCAGUGGAGACGCCCAAGGCCCAAGGACUGGCUUCCCUUGCGUCAGUGAGACCACCUUUGAUAUAUUCGUCUGGUUUGGCUGGGCCAACUCCUCUCUCAACCCCAUCAUCUAUGCCUUCAACGCUGACUUCCGGAAGGUGUUUGCCCAGUUGCUGGGAUGCAGCCACCUCUGCUUCCGGACCCCUGUGCAGACUGUGAACAUCAGUAACGAACUCGUCUCCUACAAUCAAGACACCGUCUUCCACAAGGAGAUCGCUGCUGCCUAUGUCCACAUGAUCCCCAAUGCGGUGUCCUCUGGAGACAGGGAAGUGGGCGAGGAGGAGGAGGAGGAGGAGGAGGGGCCUUUUGAUCACAUGUCUCAAAUCUCUCCAACGACCCCAGACCGUGACCUGGCUGCUGAAUCUGUCUGGGAGCUUGACUGUGAGGAGGAGGUUUCCUUAGGCAAAAUCUCACCUCUCACCCCCAAUUGUUCCCAUAAAACUGCUUAG
This is a messenger RNA of Peromyscus eremicus (cactus mouse), 1437 nucleotides long. It is a transcript of the gene Drd5, whose product is annotated as dopamine receptor D5. NCBI's taxonomy places the organism in Eukaryota, Metazoa, Chordata, Mammalia, Rodentia, Cricetidae. The coding region runs from base 1 to 1437 and encodes 478 amino acids. The transcript has a single exon. Gene Ontology annotation, molecular function: dopamine neurotransmitter receptor activity; G protein-coupled receptor activity. The record is from RefSeq and is a predicted model, not a curated record. Gene Ontology annotation, cellular component: plasma membrane. Gene Ontology annotation, biological process: adenylate cyclase-activating adrenergic receptor signaling pathway.